Molecule: messenger RNA, 1793 nt
Organism: Oldenlandia corymbosa var. corymbosa
Lineage: Eukaryota; Viridiplantae; Streptophyta; Magnoliopsida; Gentianales; Rubiaceae
Source: the annotation of a GenBank genome assembly
CGAAACUCCCGCCAGAGAACAAUUCCUGGCGCCUUCUCUCCAUCUCAAUCUAACUUUAUAGAGCCAAAAAUAAUAUGGGCAAAAUAUGAUUCCGCCGAUAUACUGAUUCCAUCCAAAGAUGGUGCCCAAAUCAAAUGACGGGGACGAUUUGGAUCUCCUCCUCUCUCUUCAAGAUAGAGUUCCCGAAACCCCUCCUGGUUCUCCUUUCCCAGGAUAUCUGUCGGACGAGGAUGAUGUAUUGCCGAGAUCAAGGAAGCAGGGACGGAGUGGGGGUGACAUGUCUGUUUUCCGGGAUGCUGUUAAAGAUUGUUUUGAUUAUGAUGUUGAAGCUUCAAAUUCAGCGAUCAAAUCCACGACUAAGUCUAAAAAGGGCUCAAGUGAUGAUACCACUGUUGUCGAGAAAUUUUCCGGUUUGAGGAUUCUGAAUCAAGUGGUCUCGCCUACUGAAUUGAGCAAUCGCAUUUCAGACAUUCGAUUUGUUCGUUUACCAGCCAUUAAGAAUUUGCUCCAAGGCGACACCUUUUCCGGGUGUUGGGUGACUAUUGGAGUGUUGACCGAGAAAGGGGAUCAAAGGACUAGUUCUACAGGAAAGCCUUACACGAUAUGGAAAAUGGGCUGUUUGGAUGGAAAGACUACAUCUGUCUUCUUGUUUGGUGAUGCCUAUAAGCGAAACUGCAAUGAGAAGGAUGGAACCAUCUUUGCCCUUUUUAGUUGUGGUGUUCGCAAGGAUAACUCGGUACUAUUUGUUAUGCGUGUGGUCCAUUGGGAUUUCCAUGAAGAACUCAUUUUGAUUGUCAUUUCCAUUCUGCUUUUGUUUCAGGAAAAUGGAUUCUCUUUGAGUGUUUAUUCUGCUGGUAACAUCUUAAAGAUUGGGACUUCCGCAGAUUAUGGAGUGUGCAAGGGGAAAAGGAAAGAUGGGAUUGCCUGCACAAUAGUAAUUAAUAAGCGUCGAGGGAUAUAUUGCAGUUACCAUAAACAGAAAACAUCCGAGAAAUAUUCUGCUGUCAAAAGGACAGAGCUCUUUGGAGGGAAUUUACAAACAGCCUUCAUGGACCCUCUGAAGUCAGAAAAAAUAUACAUGGUCGACCCAUCAAUUUCUGAACAAAGAAAUUCAGCAAAUUCUUCAGCGCCACUGAAGUUGUUAUCUGUUGAUGCACUGAAAAAAGCCUUAAGCCAGGCAGGCAAAGUGACCACUAAUGUUUACUCCCAAGGAAUCCGGUUUCUCACUGAAGUUGCAGGGAAACCAGAUCCAAAACAACAAUCAAAUAAUAUGAAAAAAAGGGUAUCAACAUCAACAAGAAAGGAAUUUGAGCGAGAGAAAUCGUGCAAAGAACCAGAUGCGAAGAGGAUAAAAGUGAAGGGGCAGGCUGCUGCAGGAGAGAAGGUUAACACUGUUGGUGAAAAGAUGAUUGAACUGGAAUUUAUUAGCUCAGAUGAGGAAUUAUGAGUCCUCCCAAGCAAUUGAAAUGCAUGAACUUUCUUUCAAUCAAUCUGCGAAUAACCCUGUCAGAAAUAUGUUCAUAAACCUUGGUUCAAUCAAGUCAAGGUGGUUAACAGAAAGCUUUUGUGACAUAAGUUCAUUAGUUCACACCACCCAUUGUAUUUGUAACAUAAUUAAUUAGAAUGCUCUAGAUCUAGUCAUUCAGUUGAAUUGUUCUAGGUUAGUUAUGCUUCAUUUCUCUUUUUGGAUUUUUCUUGUUGAGGAAUUUUACAAAAAAUCUGUAUAGAUUUCUGCUGUGUUUUCUCACAUUCUCAGUUAGUAGUUCCACCUAAAACAUACUGCACUAUGGUGU